UCCCCUUGCUACCCAAUUUCAAGCCAUUUCAGCCUUAGCCAUGCCGCAUGACGGGGCCCAGCCCGGCCGUGCUGAGAAAGGUGGCCGAGACUUCAGAUGUCGACACGCUGAAGGUGCUGCUUGCAGGAACAGAUGCCUCGGACUUGUUGAGUCAAGUGGAUUCAGCUGGCCAAAGCGCUCUCCAUUUGGCUGUCAGAGCAGUCCCUACUGAUGAGGUAGCAGCUACAGUCUCAACACUCAUCGCUUCCAGAGCGCGAUUGGAACAAGCGAACGCCCGAGGGGAGACCCCGCUCAUAUUGGCGGUUCGCACAGCUUUGGCUGCAGCGGUUCCGGAUGGUCCAUGGCUACUGCCCAUUCAGCUGAUAUUGGAGGCCAAAGCCAGAGCGUGCGCAGCUGACCGACAAGGCCGUUCAUCCUUGUCCUAUGCUGCCAGUGCUGGCAGCCUUUCAAUUUGCCGCAUGCUUUUGACCUUCCGUGCGGAUCCAACCCAAGCCAACUCCUUUGGAGCAACGCCACAAAGUUUGGCAGAGCGACAAGGUCAUGCCGAAGUCACCAAGCUUCUGGCUGAGGUAGCUUCAACAGCCUCCAAGCCUGCAAAGAAAGCGAGUGACGAGGCCAAGGGCGCGAAGACUGCAAAGUGGCAGACAAAGAAGGAAGAACAAGGAAGUCAAGAGAGGCAAGGGGCAAAAGUGCACCCCACGGGCCAGAUUCCUGAAUGGCGCCAGAGUGAUGAGCAAACGAAGGAAGUCAAACGCCUCGUUCAGAAGUGGAGCUCCGCAUCUUUCCAGCAAUUGAUGCAAGAAUGCAAGAUGCAGCGCAUCAAUACGCAAGAUGCAUCACACGAGGAGCUAUGCCAGCGCUUGCUGCAGCUACAUGCCUGGGAACGAAUGUCAGAUGAGGAGCUCAAGCAAAGCUGCUUUUCACGAGGAGUUCCGUUUCCGAAGUCCUGCUUCACCUCGGCGUAUUCGGUGAACCGUGAGGCGGACCGAUGUGACGUCAUUUUCCGCUUGAAGGAGGCGGUGUUUGGCCUUCGCCCCGGAGAGUUUGGCCCGCUCCCUGUCGCACCGGCAGAUGCUGCAAGCCAAGUGGGCCAAGCGGCUGACACUCCAUCAGCGGCCAGGCCAAAGGCCAAGCCUGCAGCCAAGGCGACUUCCCCAAAGGCGGAGAAUCAGGCCGGGAAACCCUCGGAUGAUUCCUGGAAGUCCGACGCCCGUAUGGAGCGGUUGCUGAAGGAAUUUCCCAGCUUCAGUGGCCCUGCACCGGGCCCAGACAGUGUACAUUGGAAUGAUGCAGAGCUGCGACAGUAUUUCUUCUCCAAUGGAUACCUUCGUCCCCGCUCGUCACGAACGGCGACCAACACGUCUGCAGCUCCGCGCGAGUUGCUGCGGCAUUUCGAGACCCUCGGCCUCCAUCCCACGGCCAGCCCGGAAGAGGUGAGGCGUGCGUAUCGUGGUCUUGCGCUGAAACAUCACCCGGACAAGAAAGCAGACUCAAGCAGCACAGACUUCCAGCGCAUCCAGGAAGCCUACGAUGCAUUGUCCUCUCGGCGCGUGUGACAGA
Molecule: messenger RNA, 1560 nt
Organism: Durusdinium trenchii
Lineage: Eukaryota; Dinophyceae; Suessiales; Symbiodiniaceae
Source: the annotation of a GenBank genome assembly